This is a messenger RNA of Neltuma alba, 2733 nucleotides long. Its product is annotated as disease resistance protein At4g27190-like. Lineage: Eukaryota; Viridiplantae; Streptophyta; Magnoliopsida; Fabales; Fabaceae. Gene Ontology annotation, molecular function: ATP hydrolysis activity; ADP binding. The record is from RefSeq and is a predicted model, not a curated record. The coding region runs from base 1 to 2733 and encodes 910 amino acids. The transcript is spliced from 2 exons.
AUGGAUGAAGUGGGUAUAUCAAUAGCAGCAAAACUUGCUGAAUAUUUGGUGGAUCCUACUUUGCGCCAAUUGCAAUAUUUGUUUUGUGGCGGAAAAAUCACCAGAAAUGUUGAGACCAAAAAGGAGGAAUUGAUACUGAAGCAAGGGAGGGUGCAAGAACGUGUUGAAGAAGCCAUUAAGAGGACUGAGAGAAUCGAUGAUGAGGUUAACAAGUGGAAGAAUGAGGUGGUGAGGCUCAUAGCAGAUGUGGAGAACUUGGUGCAAGAACUUAAGGCCAACAAUGGCUGCUUUCAAAGGUGGUGUCUUAUUGGGAGGAGAUAUCAUCUCUGCAAAGCGUUGGCAAAGACAGCCCAGCAGAUGACAGAGCUAAAUACAAAGAGUGAUCAAUUCGAACCAUUUUCCCAUCAUGUUGUUGUUCCAGAUAUAGAGUAUCACUCUUCUAAAGAUUUUAUGUUUUUCAAGUCAACAGAAAUGGCACAUGAUCAACUAUGGGAGGCACUGCAAGAUGAUGAUAGCUCUAUAAUUGGGUUGUGGGGUAUGGGCGGUUCGGGCAAAACCACAUUGAUAAAGGAAGUAGGAAAGAAAGCCAAAGAAUCAGGGCUAUUUGAUCGAGUUAUAAUCACAACAGUUUCCCAAACUCCAAAUAUUAGGAAGAUUCAGGGUGAACUUGCAGACUUGAUGGGACUUGAGUUGAAGGAAGAAACUGAAGUGGGAAGGGCGAGAAGAAUUGCAAUGAAAUUACAAAGUCGAGACGAGCGAAUUCUGAUUAUAUUGGAUGAUGUAUGGGCUACAUUGAACCUUGAGGAUAUUGGGAAUCCCUUUGGGGAUGACGGUCCAGGAAAUUGCAAAGUUGUCCUGAUCACACGUCGUCAAGAGGUAUGUACUUUGAUGGAUUGCCAAAAAAUUAUUCCAUUAGGUCUGCUAACAGAAGAUGAAGCUUGGGAUCUAUUUCAAACUCAUGCUAAAGUAGAUGGUAGUGCUAGAGAAGUGGCUAAAGCAGUUGCUGUGGAAUGUAAAGGACUACCCAUUGCAAUUGUGGCCAUGGCAAAGUGCUUAAAAGGAAAAGGACUUGAUGAGGCAAAUGUAGUAUUGCACAGGUUGAGACAUUCAAAGCCAGUUGAUGUGGAUAAGGGAGGGAGUGAUGCUUUUACUUGUCUCAAGUUAAGCUAUGAUUAUUUGAGAACUGUAGAAGCCAAAUUGUUGUUCUUGAUGUGUGCCAUGUUUCCUGAAGAUCAUGAAAUUAUCAUUGAAGAUCUUUUUAGAUAUGGAGUUGGGUUGGGCCUAUGUGAAGAUGCUGACUCAUUUGAAAUAGCAAGGAGUCAAGUUAUAACAGCUAUAAAUGUUCUUAUUGACUCUUCAUUAUUGAUGUUUUUUGUCAACUUCAAGAAUGGAAAAUGUGUGAAAAUGCAUGACAUGGUUCGUGAUGUAGCUUUAUGGAUAGCAUCUAAAGAGCAUGGCACCAUUAUGGUAAAUUGUGCAAGACAAUUUAAUGAAUUUCUUGAAGAUGAAGUAGUAAAAGAUUGCUAUGCAGUAUCUUCAUGGAAUGAAAAUACUAAGUUGCUUCAAUUCCCUUCUCAAUUCGACGCUCCAAAGCUUGAGGUUCUAUUGUUAAAUUCAAGCGACCCCCUAGAUUUAACACUUGCAUCAUUUGAAGGUGUUAAAGGAUUAAAAGUUGUAGCUGUAAUUAACAAUGGAUAUGGCUGUCAGACAAAAUUAGUACCUCAGUCAAUACAAUGGUUGUCCAAUCUUCGGACUUUGCGCUUGCAAGGUUGGCAUUUAGGUGAUAUUUCUUUUGUGGUGAGCCUUAAAAGACUUGAGAUUCUUGACUUGAAAGGCAGCAAGUUAAAAACAGUGCCAAAUGGAAUUGAGAAACUAAAUUUUAUGAAAUUGCUCGAUUUGUCACAGUGUACGGUAGAAGAGUGUUUUUGUAAAGUAAUAGGAAGGUGUUUGCAGCUAGAAGAAUUGUAUGUUUCUAGAGAUUUACAGCCUUCAGGAUACACAAUUUGUUAUGCAUGCUUUGUGGGUGUCCCUACUUAUCCAAAACUGAGAAGGUAUUCAUUAGAAAUGGGGCAAUACGGUAGACCUGUGUUCUGGAAUAAAGGCUUAAGAGAGUUACUCUUGGGAGAGUUAAAUAUCUCCAUUUCAAGUGCAAUAAUCAAGGAUCUUGCACAAAGAGCAACCACAAUUGAAUUUUAUAAGCUUCAAGGAGGCUGCAAAAGUUUCAGUCCAGAUGUGGUUCAAGCAGUAGGAGGCUUGAAUGAGUUAACCAAACUCUGUCUUCGACGCUGUUCUGAGAUUGAAUGCUUUACUGAUCAAACUAUUCCUCAUGAAGACAUACUUGUCCUUAGAUUGGUUGAGUUGGUGUUGGAGUAUAUGGAUAAUCUAAAACAACUAUGUCACAGUCCUUCUAAUCUUACCUUAUUCCUAAAUCUAGAAAGUCUAUAUGUAGAAAGUUGCCGUCAAUUGGUCAACAUGUUUCCUGCUAAUUGCAACUUAGGCAACCUUAAGUUCCUCAACAUUGUCAACUGUCCGAUGUUGACAUCUCUCUUCUCCAUCUCUGUUGCUUGCACUCUGUUAUGUCUAGAAAAACUCACAAUAAAGGGAUGUCAUGAAUUGAAGCACAUAAUUGAGGGGGAGGAUGGUGCUGAUAUAUGGGAGGAUCCGAGAUUCUCAAAAUGGGAAAUUCUAUCUAGAUGCUCCUCAGUUGAAAUUUGUGUUUGGCAAAAAUGGUGA